Messenger RNA from Lucilia cuprina (Australian sheep blowfly), 1387 nucleotides. It is a transcript of the gene fne, whose product is annotated as ELAV-like protein 2. The transcript is spliced from 5 exons. Lineage: Eukaryota; Metazoa; Arthropoda; Insecta; Diptera; Calliphoridae. The coding region runs from base 502 to 1299 and encodes 265 amino acids. Gene Ontology annotation, cellular component: ribonucleoprotein complex. The record is from RefSeq and is a predicted model, not a curated record. Gene Ontology annotation, molecular function: RNA binding.
AAAUCCCCAAACAAAAAACAAAACCAAAACAAAAAAAUCAUUAGUAAAAUUUACUCUUUUAACUUUUAUUAAAACAAAAACAAAAAAAUCAUAAAAAAUUUAAACAAUUUUAAAUUAUAACUUAAUGAUCUUAAAUUCUUAAAGAUCUAAAACUCCAAAACUCUUUAACAUAAUUAAAACAAAAAAACACAAAACUACGCUUUUAAAUUAAAACAACUUAAAAAAUUUAAUAUAAAUUUAAAAAACCAACAACAACAACAACAAAAUUCUUCUUAAACUUGUGCUAAGCGCAAUCAAAAACAAAUACAAAAAAAAAACUCAAAACUAAAUUAAGUCCAGUCAGCGCGUUUUUUCUUUCUUAGAGAACCCAAACCUCCUAAAACGCUCAACUAUAUUUUGUUGCUUAAUCCAAGUCUGCUGCUACUGUAAACGAUAAAAAGCCUCAAAAUUACACUCCAACAGCAAAGACAUCAACAACAAACACCAGCCCAACAACUCAAAAUGACCAAUGCCAUGGAUAUUGUUAAGAAUGGCAGUGCCAAUGGUUCGGUCGAUGGCAACUCAGAUGAGUCGCGCACCAAUUUAAUUGUCAACUAUCUGCCGCAAACCAUGACACAGGAAGAGAUGCGUUCGUUGUUCUCGAGCAUUGGUGAGCUGGAGAGUUGCAAGCUGGUGCGCGAUAAAGUCUCAGGUAAAUUGGUCUUGCCAGCCUCUUUGACAGCUUUAAAUCCAGCUUUACAGCAGGGACAAAGUUUGGGCUAUGGUUUCGUUAACUAUGUACGUCCCGAGGAUGCUGAGAAGGCGGUUAACACUCUAAAUGGUUUGCGUUUACAAAAUAAAGUUAUAAAAGUAUCAUACGCCCGUCCAAGUUCGGAAUCAAUUAAGGGUGCUAAUUUAUAUGUAUCGGGUCUUCCCAAAAAUCUAUCACAACCAGACUUGGAAUCAUUAUUUGCACCAUAUGGCAAAAUAAUAACAUCUCGUAUACUCUGUGAUAAUAUAUCGGGUCUCUCAAAGGGUGUUGGUUUUAUACGUUUUGAUCAACGCAACGAAGCCGAACGUGCAAUACAAGAACUGAAUGGUAAAACUCCUAAAGGUUAUACAGAACCUAUAACUGUUAAAUUUGCCAAUAAUCCAAGCAAUAGUGCUAAAGCCCAAAUCCCACCACCUUUGGCUGCUUAUCUAACACCACAAGCAGCUGCUGCUACACGUCGUCUAGCUGCCGGCGCCUUGCCCUCGGCUGGUCGCAUUAGCAUUGGAAAAAGCCCGAUGUUAGCGAUUAACAAGGGUUUACAAAGGUGAAUUAAUUUAUUUAUAAUUUUAUUUGUUUAUCAAAAAAUAACAACAACAAAAAAAAAACUGUAAUACUAAGUUUAAACUAAAAGUUUUU